AUGCUCUUCGGAGAUAUUCAUGGUCAGUAUUCUGAUUUGCUGAGGCUUUUUGAAUAUGGCGGGUUUCCUCCUGAUUCCAAUUAUUUAUUCUUGGGGGAUUAUGUAGAUCGUGGGAAGCAAGGUCUGGAAACGAUAUGCCUUCUCCUUGCAUAUAAGAUAAAAUAUCCUGGAAACUUUUUCCUUCUGAGGGGCAAUCAUGAAUGUGCUUCUGUUAACCGUAUAUAUGGAUUUUAUGAUGAGUGUAAGCGAAGAUUUAAUGUUAGACUGUGGAGAGUAUUCACUGAUUGUUUUAAUUGCCUGCCUGUGGCGGCGCUGAUUGAUGAAAAGAUACUCUGUAUGCAUGGGGGACUUUCUCCUGAUCUGCAUAAUUUGGAUCAGAUAAGAAAUCUGCCACAUCCAACUGAUGUUCCGGAAACUGGUUUACUUUGUGAUCUACUAUGGUCAGAUCCUAGUAAAGAUGUUAAAGAGUGGGGAAUGAAUGAUAGGGGAGUCUCCUAUACAUUUGGAGCUGAUAAGGUGACAGAGUUUCUUCAGAAGCAUGAUCUUGACCUUAUUUGCCGUGCCCACCAGGUUGUGGAAAAUGGAUAUGAUUUUUUUGCUGAUAGGCAGCUUGUAACUAUAUUUUCAGCUCCAAAUUACUGUGGAGAGUUUGACAAUGCCGGUGCCUUGAUGAGUGUGGAUGAGACUUUGAUGUGCUCUUUCCAAAUAAUAAAGCCCGCAGAAAAGAAGCCGAAGUUUGGCUUUGGGAGCACAACUACUACAAAAACCAAGAACGGAACCUACGGAUGUGGGUUUGCACAGCUACGUUACAUUGUCUUGCUAUACGAAAAUAUUGUUGGAUCUUCAAAACCUCCCUAUCUUGCUGAUCCAAUUUCUAUAGUUCCAUUUCAAGAUUGUCCAUUCAGACGAAACUGCUCUACUUCCAUGUACACUCCACUUUCCAUAAGCAAGCUCAAGCUUCUCUACGUCAAUGCUCACUCCUCACAGUUCUUCGGAAUUUUGAAUAAUCUUCAACAUCGAUUUACUCCCAGCAAUACAGAUCAAUAA
Ilex paraguariensis (yerba mate) is the source of this 1047-nucleotide messenger RNA. Lineage: Eukaryota; Viridiplantae; Streptophyta; Magnoliopsida; Aquifoliales; Aquifoliaceae. The record is from the annotation of a GenBank genome assembly.